Messenger RNA from Penicillium canariense, 708 nucleotides. RefSeq lists its product as uncharacterized. Lineage: Eukaryota; Fungi; Ascomycota; Eurotiomycetes; Eurotiales; Aspergillaceae. Gene Ontology annotation, molecular function: COPII receptor activity. Gene Ontology annotation, cellular component: endoplasmic reticulum membrane; Golgi membrane; COPII-coated ER to Golgi transport vesicle. The record is from RefSeq and is a predicted model, not a curated record. The transcript has 2 exons. Bases 1 to 708 code for a protein of 235 amino acids. Gene Ontology annotation, biological process: endoplasmic reticulum to Golgi vesicle-mediated transport.
AUGUGGAUCCUACCGCUGGUAGGGUAUUUGGGGGUGAUUGUUGGAUUCGCCUUCCUCACCCUCGCCAUCGCAUCGGGACUUUACUAUCUAUCCGAGCUCGUGGAAGAACACACUGUUCUUACACGCCGACUCCUGGGUCGCUUAAUAUACACCAUCAUCGGCAUUCAGGUCCUCCUCGCGAUAUUCGACCGAUUUCCCAUCUCGCUCUCCCUCCUCAGCAUCCUCUCCCACCUCAUCUACGCCAGCAACCUACGCCGCUUCCCAAUUGUCAAACUCACUGACCCCCUCUUCAUUCUGUCCUGCGGGUUGGUCCUCCUCAACCAUUGGCUAUGGUUCCGCCACUUUUCGAAGCCGCUCCCUCCCUCCCGGCGCAACGAGACCAACUGGCGCCAGCCAUACCAGGUCGACUAUGACGACAUGCCCUCCUUCUCCGAAGUGGCGUCGUAUUUUGGACUAUGCAUCUGGCUGGUCCCAUUCGCUCUCUUCGUUAGUCUGAGCGCGGGCGAGAAUGUUCUGCCCAGCAUGGGCUCCGAGUAUGCCACCGGGGAGCAUGUCCCAUCCGGGCUGGGCCAUAGCCGUGGGCCUUCAGAGGGCAAGACGAAGAACAAGGGAAUGGCGAAGGCAUUGGUGGACAACGUGCGGGACUGGGCUCGGGAAAACGGCGAGCUCAUGGGUUUCUGGCGAGGCGAACGCACGCGGCGCUUUUAG